GCUAACCAAAACGAACUUACCCAGUGACCAAGUGUUUGGAGCGGUGGAGGCAGAGGACAUCUUGUUGCGAGAAUUGCUAGCAAAAGCUAUAUUGGCUAACCAAACUAAUGACGAUAGUAUACGCAUCUUGACGCAUAUUUGGGGAUAAAAAUAGAACCUUAGCGAAAUAUUAAGCAACGUUAGCUAAUUUCACGGGGAAUUUUGGUCUUGUUGCGGCUGUUAAGCUACGUACUGUGAGUGUAGCUAGCUUGUUUGCUGCCUAGCUAGCCGUAGUCGGGGCCAAGGCGUAGCUAACACUGUCGUUAGCUGGCCAGCCAAGUAGAUAAGUAAACAUCCCACCAAUAUUGGAGCAAGAAUGGCGUUGAAAAGGAUCCAAAAGGAGCUGAAUGACCUGGCUCGUGACCCUCCUGCUCAAUGUUCCGCAGGUCCAGUGGGCGACGACAUGUUUCAUUGGCAAGCCACAAUCAUGGGACCUAAUGACAGUCCAUAUCAGGGGGGGGUUUUCUUCCUGACCAUCCACUUCCCAACGGACUACCCUUUCAAGCCCCCCAAGGUUGCGUUCACCACAAGAAUUUACCACCCAAAUAUUAACAGUAAUGGCAGCAUAUGUCUGGAUAUUCUCAGGUCACAGUGGUCCCCAGCAUUAACUAUAUCUAAAGUGCUUCUGUCCAUCUGUUCUCUGUUAUGUGAUCCGAACCCUGAUGACCCCCUGGUGCCAGAGAUUGCACGAAUCUAUAAAACAGACAGUCCAAAGUACAAUAGACUAGCUCGUGAGUGGACAGAGAAGUACGCCAUGCUGUAGGAUACAACAGAUUAGCAAAAGAAUGGACGCAGAAAUACGCCAUGUGAUGAACGCUCUCGCAUGACACCUGAAGGAGAAUGUUGUAGCUGGAUUAAACUGAAAUCCCCGGUUUCAUUUUUCUGUUUCUUAAUUUGACCACUUUGCCCCCCCAUUGACAUGCGUGCUCAUAAGAAGAUAGUGUUACCUGCUUGGACAUGACUGUUUCAUUUGAAUUUAAACAUUUUUCAUGUAGAGUUGACCAUGGUUUACCAUUCUAAAUUUGAGUUUUGCACCAAGACGAGACCCUGGCUGCCUUGAGUCUUGAUAGCGUCUUGCUCUGACCACGUAGACUGACCCAUUUGGCCCAUUUCCUUCUCAUAGACCUGGCAGGGUUGUCAGUGUAUGCUUUUCUAAUUCAUAUUAUUAGAUUCCCAUGGCCUGAAAAAAAACAAGAAGUCAUACAACCUGUGCGAACCGAAAAAAAACUGCAGUCCGUGUCAACAUCCAAAGUUAGGAAAAUAAGAAUUUAAUGUUGUAUUUUAUGCAUGUUAAUAAAGGUAUAUAUUCAAUAUGUUGUACAAGUGAAAUGGGCAGGCGGGCUGAUGGAAGUAAGGGCAGUUGGAAACUGGAUCCAGUUUAAGGCUUUUUAUUCAUUUCUUUUUCAUGGUUUUAGAGUGAGAGCUAUUAUAGUUUAUACCACCCCCCCCCCCAACACUGUCUUCUUGUAGCCCUGAAAUAUGAUGCAGAGCUAACUGUUGAUGAUCAACUUGUAACUCUGUUUCGUUUUAAUUUCCCCCCCAAUAAAGUUGCUUAAAUCAUA
Messenger RNA from Hypomesus transpacificus, 1601 nucleotides. Its product is annotated as ubiquitin-conjugating enzyme E2 D2-like. Gene Ontology annotation, biological process: protein polyubiquitination; ubiquitin-dependent protein catabolic process. NCBI's taxonomy places the organism in Eukaryota, Metazoa, Chordata, Actinopteri, Osmeriformes, Osmeridae. Bases 356 to 802 code for a protein of 148 amino acids. Gene Ontology annotation, cellular component: nucleus. The record is from RefSeq and is a predicted model, not a curated record. The transcript is spliced from 8 exons. Gene Ontology annotation, molecular function: ubiquitin conjugating enzyme activity.